AUGUCGAACAAGCCGAUCUUUGUGGCUACGCAUCCGCGAGCAUGCUCGACGGCCUUUGAGCGCGUCUUCAUGACUCAGCGUGACACCAUUCAGUGUGUUCACGAGCCAUUCGGCGACGCUUUCUACUACGGCCCGGAGCGCCUCUCGGGCCGAUUCGCAGACGACGAACAAGCUCGUCUGGAGAGUGGAUUCAGCGAAUCUACGUACAGCACCGUGAUGGAUAGACUCGAACGAGAAGCUACUCAGGGAAAGAGAAUUUUCAUCAAGGAUAUCGACCACUACCUACUUCCCCCGAGUGGCAAGCCCGCUAGCCUAGCUCCGUCCCUGCUGCGCCUGAAACGCGGCGUCGGCACCGACGAGACGAAUGGCGAAGGCCAGGCCAACGGUGUGAACGUUGUCAACGGCACCCACGCAAACGGCCACAGCAACGGUACCAACGGUCACAGCAACGGAGUGAACGGCCACACAAAUGGCUAUACCAAUGGUACCGGCGAGACCAACGGUCACACGAACGGUCUCAGUAACGGCCACAGCAACGGCCACAAAGAGCCAUAUCCAUACAACACCCCCGCAGAGCCAGGCAACCCAACCGUAAUGCCCCGCGAACUGCAAGAGAAGUUCCACUGGGCCUUCCUCAUCCGCGACCCGCACUACAGCGUGCCCUCGUACCUGCGCUGCACGAUUCCCCCACUGGACGACGUGACUGGAUUCCACAACUACGACCCCACCGAAGCCGGAUACGACGAGCUGCGCCGUCACUUCGACUACCUGCGUGAGGCAGGACUGGUUGGGCCGCGUGUUUCGACUCGGCCGGAGCUUAGCCCUCGCGACGCCGUGGUUGCUCCUGGUUCUGUUGAGAUUUGCGUCAUCGAUGCUGAUGAUAUGCUCGAUGAGCCUGCUAAGACUAUGGAGGCUUUCUGUAAUAGUAUUGGCUUGCCGUAUAGUCCUGAGAUGCUCAAGUGGGAUACUGAGACUGAUCAUGCGGUUGCUCGGGCUGCUUUUGAGAAGUGGCGUGGCUUCCAUAAUGAUGCUAUUGAGUCGAAGGCUCUGGAGCAGCGUAUGCAUAAACGUGCCGCCAAGACCGAGGCAGAAUUUGAUGCCGAAUGGGUCAAAAAGUACGGCGAGAAGCAUGCAGCUCUUAUCCGCCAGACUGUCGAUGACACCAUGGCCGACUACCUGUAUCUGAAGUCAUUUGCCGUGAAGGUCUAG
Messenger RNA from Penicillium antarcticum, 1209 nucleotides. RefSeq lists its product as uncharacterized. The transcript has 4 exons. Bases 1 to 1209 code for a protein of 402 amino acids. The record is from RefSeq and is a predicted model, not a curated record. NCBI's taxonomy places the organism in Eukaryota, Fungi, Ascomycota, Eurotiomycetes, Eurotiales, Aspergillaceae.